AUGAAGGAGGAAAGGAAAUACCCGCAAAUCAAGAAGGAAAUCAACAGCAUGAACAUCGUCCAGAAGUUUCCAUGCCCAAUCUGCUCCGAAGAUCACGCAAUCUAUCAAUGCAGUGAUUUUAAGCAAGCACCGGUGAAAGAGCGACGUGAGUUGGCCCAGCAUGCGAAACUUUGCUUUAAUUGUUUGCGAUCAAAUCAUUGGGUGAAAACUUGCCAAUCGAAAUUUGUAUGCAGAAACGCUGACUGUAAACAAAAACAUCAUACACUGCUGUGCGAUAAGAUGAUGAAUGAAGCUGUUAAUAAAACAACCGUGAAAGCGAACGAGAAGCUAGCGGCGAAGAGCGACGAGGAUGGCAACGAGCAAGUAGUAUCCUGUUCAGCUAACGUCAAAAACAGCUGUUCAAUGUUAACUGUAGGUACUUUACCAACAGCCGUGGUUCGAGUAAAAGGAAAAAACGAUCAGCUCUAUGAGGUACGCGCGAUGAUCGAUUGUGGUUCCCAAGCAUCACUCAUCACCGAAAGCUGUGUUAUACACAUUGGAUUGAAAAGGAACAACGCUAAUCUCAUUGUCACCGGAAUAAUGAACUGUGGAUCCGAGACCACCAAAGGAGUGGUGAAUCUAGAAAUCUCUUCGCGGUUCGACAAUCAACCAGUCGUCAACACGAAGGCCUUUGUGCUAACCAAGCUCACACGGAAUCUUCCGCAGCAGAAAAUCGACACCAGCCGUUUGAAAUGUUUGGAAUCAUUACAACUGGCAGAUCCCGGAUUCAGCAAGCCAAGUAAGAUCGAUCUAAUACUUGGAGUAGAUGUGUUUCUCUCGAUUUUAGGUGAUAAAAAAGUGAAGGAUGAACAUGGGCUUCCAGUAGCGUUAAAUUCAGCGUUUGGCUGGAUUGUUGCUGGUCAAGUUGGCGAUGCGGCCUCGCUUCAAUGCCGCUCAGCAAUAAUCAAUUUAUGUUCGGAAAUUAACGUUGAUCGUACGCUUCGGCAAUUCUGGGAGAUCGAAGAAAUUGAUAAACCGAAACCCCUCACCCAGGAGGAGGAAAGAGCCAUUGAACUAUUUCAAACUACACACCAACGUGAUAAAGAUGGGCGUUUCAAAGUCCGUUUACCAUUCGAUGAAUCCAAGUUGGCUCUUGGAGAGUCCUUGCCAGCAGCGAUACAAAGAUUAAAAGCGAUGGAGAGGAAAUUCCAUUUGGACCCCAAAUUCAAAAAACUGUACGGAGAGUUUAUGGCUGAAUAUUUGAAUCUUGGCCACAUGGAACGAGUUCCGCCUGCAGAAGUUAAUAUAGCAGUCUGGAAAACUGAUAGUACCACAACAAAGUUGCGCGUUGUGUUUGACGGCUCGAGCAAAACAUCAACAGGAAUAUCGUUGAAUGAGAGGCUUCUGGUUGGACCUAACCUCAACGAAGAUUUGUUUGUUAUACUUACUCGUUUUCGAAGCUACGCGGUGGCUUUUAUGGCAGAUGCAGAAAAAAUGUAUCGCCAAGUGUGGGUGAACAAUGCUGAUGCGGAUUUCCAGCGAAUCGUAUGGAGAACUGAUCCCGAACUGCCUGUAGAACAUUAUCGGCUUCUAACGGUAACAUACGGAACUGCCUGUGCCGCUUACUUAGCCAUCGAAUCACUACGACAAGCAGCCAGGGACAGCAAGACAGUGUACCCUGUUGCUGCUGAAAGAAUUGAAAAAAACUUUUACGUCGACGAUCUCCUGUCGGGUGCUGAUUCAGUAGAAGAUGCAGUCCAGUUGAAAAGCGAUAUUAUCCAGAUAACAUCAGCCGCUGGAUUUAAUCUGCGAAAGUGGUCGACAAACGUCCCACAGUUGUUGAAAUCAAAUGAAGAAAUACAGCAACAGCCGAUUGCGCUGAAAUUCGCACCAGAGGCGGAUUCAGUGAAAGCAUUGGGGAUACAUUGGUCUCCAUCAAAGGACGAAUUCUGUUAUAAACUGAAACUGAACAUUCAUCAGCAAAAUACUAAGCGUCAACUGUUGUCAGAUACGGCUCGCUUGUACGACCCUCCUGGAUGGAUUUCACCGGUAAUCGUUCGGAUUAAGAUUUUGUAUCAAUCACUUUGGCUUCUCGAUUUAUCUUGGGAUGACCCCCUUCCUGCAGCUAUUGAUGAUGAGUGGACGAGUAUUAAAUCAAGUUUGCAGUUGAUUGAGGAAAUACGCAUUCCUAGGUGGUUAGCAAACCACAAUGGAAAGAUCCAGCUGCACGGAUUCGCCGAUGCAUCGGAAGCAGCCUAUGCAGCAGUUGUGUAUGCACGCUCGGUGGGUAGUGACGGUACGGUAUACGUUUCUCUCAUCGCUAGCAAAACGAAAGUAGCACCCAUUCGUCAAAUUUCCAUACCAAAAUUGGAGUUAAAUGCAGCAGUUUUGCUGACCGAUCUUUUACGACGGAUUCUGGAAGCCUUCACCGAUCUAGAAGUGAGCGUCCAUGCCUGGACUGACUCCCGAAUCUUUUUGGAGUGGCUCUCAGCGCACCCCAAAAAAUGGAAAACAUUUGUUGCCAAUCGCACGUCGACAAUUCUCGAUUUGCUUCCUCGAAGCUCAUGGAAUCAUGUUGCAUCCGUUGACAAUCCGGCUGAUUGUGCUUCUCGAGGAGUUUUACCCGUGGAUUUAGUGAAUCAUACUCUGUGGUGGUCAGGCCCUAACUGGUUGCAAGAUGACUCUGAAAGAUGGAAAACUGAAUCGAUUUCCCCAUUACCCGAAGAAACAAUGAUGUUCAUUAAACGAGUGUUGGCAUGGGUGAAUCGAUUCAAAACAAAUGCACUGGGAAAGUUAAGAAAGCAAACGUUAGUGAGUGGCAAUUUAACACCAUCUGAAAUACAACAUGCAGACACGCAGUUGUCUCGACUCGCUCAGUUCGAACAGUUCGGUCGCGAUCUCGAUCUCAUUCGUAAAGGGUUGGAACCAAAAAAUGCUCAGCUGAAAUCAGCCUAUCCGUUCUUUGAUGGACAGGGUACACUGCGAGUCUCAGGCAGGUUGCAGAACUCAGGAUUACCCUACAACAUGCGGCAUCCGGUGAUUCUACCGAAGACACAUCGGUACACAUACUUGCUUAUCCAGCAACAGCAUCUGCAAAAUCUACACGGUGGGCCAACGUUGGUGAUUGCUUCACUAAAUCAACGAUACUGGGUUCUCAGUUGUCAUACAGCAGUAUCAUCCGUGAUCAACAAAUGUGUUCGUUGUGCUCGUUGGAAGGCCAAAACUGCACAGCAGCUGAUGGGUAGUUUGCCUGCAGUCAGAUCGUCAGGAGGACGUGCUUUUGAAAAUGUUGGGGUGGACUACGCCGGACCUGUCACAUUACGAACCAAUCUUCUGAGAUCGUCAAAAACAGUUAAGGGCUAUGUUGCUGUCUUUGUGUGCCUAGCGACAAAAGCCAUCCACUUGGAAGGAGUAACCGAUCUGACGUCAAAUGCCUUCAUUUCUGCUUUGAAACGUUUUUGUGGAUGUCGUGGAUUACCGUCUCAGCUGUGGUCAGAUAACGGGACCAAUUUCGUUGGUGCGGAUCGAAUGCUACGAGAAAACCUUCAGAAUUUAAACUUUAAUACAGAGAUUGAUCAUCAUCUCAGCCGUUGCGAAGUUAAAUGGAGAUUCAUCACAUCCAGCGCUUCUCACAUGGGAGGUAUGUGGGAGGCCGCAGUCAAGAGCAUGAAAAAACACUUUCGCACCGUGGUUGGAACACAGGUUCUUACAUUCGAAGAUCUGACGACAUUGCUCGUGGAAAUUGAAACUUGUUUAAAUUCCCGACCUCUUUGCGCACUCUCUAAUUCUGCAGAUUCCUGUGAAGCAUUGACGCCAGGACACUUUGUCAUUGGUCAACCACUGAACUUGAUACCAGAGCCGAAUACAAGCCAUGUGCCAGAAAAUCGAUUGGAUCGAUAUCAACGACUUCGUCGGUAUACUGCUGAUAUCUGGGAGCGUUGGAGAUCUGAAUAUCUCGCAACCCUUCAGCCGAGAAAUAAAUGGAGGACGAUACAGGAGAACAUCAAAAUCGGAGACCUUGUGCUGGUCAAAACGGACAAUACACCGCCAGCCUUUUGGGAGCUUGCUCGUGUGGUAGCAGUCCAUCCAGAUGCUAACGGGAUUGUACGCAACGUCACACUUUGGCGGGCUCAAACUCAAUAUCAACGCCCCAUACAGAAGCUGGUUGUUUUGCCUUGCAAUUGA
This is a messenger RNA of Malaya genurostris, 4164 nucleotides long. RefSeq lists its product as uncharacterized. The record is from RefSeq and is a predicted model, not a curated record. The coding region runs from base 1 to 4164 and encodes 1387 amino acids. The transcript is spliced from 2 exons. Gene Ontology annotation, molecular function: nucleic acid binding. Gene Ontology annotation, biological process: DNA integration. NCBI's taxonomy places the organism in Eukaryota, Metazoa, Arthropoda, Insecta, Diptera, Culicidae.